GGAUUUGGAUGUCUUUGUGUAUAUUCUCGUUCCGAAGAUACCAUGGAGCUCCAGUUAUGAUUCUCAGAAUCCGAGACUGUGCUCGCUGAAUGAUGUCGAUGUUGCUUCUCGAUGCAUUGCCCCAUAGCUCGGAGCCAUUGGUCCAUAUGGGUUUAAGAACGGAGUUAUACAAAAGGAUAAGCGACAAAAGGAUAAUACGAAAGGAUAAGAUAUAUAAGCCAGUGACUGGCCUCUAUGUGUUUCCGCCAGAUGAUGAUGAUGUUGUCAUGGAAACCCGACAACUACUAACCAUCUUUGACCAAUUGGCCGAGACUAGCCAAAAAAUUCGGUCUUUAGAAACUGUGUUGGAGGAGAACCCGAAGCAGCUGGCGAAGACGGCUGAGAUCAGCCAACGAGUUGGGGCCUUAGAAACUGUGUUGGAGGCGAACACAAAGCAGCUGGAGGAGACCAAAAACCAGGUUGCGAGGAUGACGGCCUUGUUGGAGGUUUUUGUAAAGGGGAAGGCGAAGGAUGUGGCUGUGGAAGUGGCGUUCCCAGUGGCAUCGUUAAAGGACCUGGUAGUUAUAGAGCUGGAAAUAAGCCCAGAGUCCAAAGAACGCUAUAUGGAAGCAAUAACACAAAUAUUAAAGCGCAACCAUUUGUAAAAGGCAAUCAAGGGUAUUUUGACAGAAACGCUGCCAGCGGAGACGGCCUUAGCCCACGCACUUGCAUUUGUAAAAAAUAACGCUAAUAAAAAAAGGAAAAAAUUAAUGUAAUAAGAGAAAAAAUAAAAAUUUAAUUUACCAUUCAAA
Messenger RNA from Drosophila teissieri, 791 nucleotides. RefSeq lists its product as uncharacterized. Lineage: Eukaryota; Metazoa; Arthropoda; Insecta; Diptera; Drosophilidae. The transcript is spliced from 4 exons. The record is from RefSeq and is a predicted model, not a curated record. Bases 90 to 644 code for a protein of 184 amino acids.